Messenger RNA from Mauremys reevesii (Reeves's turtle), 664 nucleotides. RefSeq names its product maestro heat-like repeat family member 5. The transcript is spliced from 5 exons. The record is from RefSeq and is a predicted model, not a curated record. The coding region runs from base 319 to 630 and encodes 103 amino acids. Lineage: Eukaryota; Metazoa; Chordata; Testudines; Geoemydidae. Gene Ontology annotation, cellular component: cytoplasm.
GGAGAAGGAGGAGGAGCAGAGAAAUAUCGCCAUAACUUUCUGCACUGAGGUGCACUCGUUACGGGCCCAGCUGCCAGCGAUCAUGGACAUGUUCUGUGACACGGAUAGAGGGCGUGUCAUGGGAGCCAUGCAUCAAGCUGCAGACAUCAUCUACCUCCUGGAUGGGGAGGGCUUGGCUCCAUCUCCCAGGACAUUGCAGUCAGCCUUCGCCCCUUCAUUGAUGACGAGAGGGACAGCGUGCGCUCCGUUGCCAUUUUACUGCUUGGCAACGUGGUGAGCAGCGUGAAGGACCCGGACAAACCCAUCGUGCAGCAGAAGAUGAUCCACUGCUUGCUCCCGCUCCUGCUGCACCUUGAAGACCGGGAUGAGAGUGUGACACUGAGAUGCAAACUGACGCUCUUCCGCUGCGCAGUGUUUCUCAGGUGGGCUCAUUUGAAGACGCUGUUCCGCAGCAUGGCCUGGGAUGGCUCCACACAGCUCCGGAAGUGUGCCUGGAAGUGCUUGAUGCAGAACAACAAGAGCCACAUCCCCAAAUUCCUGUUCCACGCCUUAGAAUACCUGGAAAGCUCACAGACAACAAUCAGACAUUCUGCAGCCCUGUUCAUUGGUAAGCAGAGCGACUUCACUUGAGCUUUUUUGACCUGCUUCCUUCAAAGCCCUUUUC